This is a messenger RNA of Trichoderma asperellum CBS 433.97, 678 nucleotides long. RefSeq lists its product as uncharacterized. Lineage: Eukaryota; Fungi; Ascomycota; Sordariomycetes; Hypocreales; Hypocreaceae. The record is from RefSeq and is a predicted model, not a curated record. Gene Ontology annotation, biological process: L-phenylalanine catabolic process; glutathione metabolic process. Gene Ontology annotation, cellular component: mitochondrion; cytoplasm. Gene Ontology annotation, molecular function: maleylacetoacetate isomerase activity; glutathione transferase activity.
AUGUCGGAUCCAACAUACACCAUAUACAGCUAUUUCCGCUCUUCAUGCUCUGCCCGCCUUCGAAUGGUACUAAACCUCAAGGGCAUCGAGUAUGACAUGCAGACUGUCAACCUCCUCAAAGGCGAGCACUUGUCUAGUGAGCACAAGGCCCGCAACCCAAACCUCACUGUGCCUUUGCUGUUGCGCACGACCAGCGACGGAAAUGUCUUCAAGGUCGGCCAAUCGCUUGCUGCUAUCGAGUAUCUCGACGAGACACUCCCCCAGAGCUAUCAGCUUUUACCACCAAUUUCAGAUCCAGAGGGAAGGGCCGUCACGCGUACACUAGCCGGUAUCGUUGCCUGCGACCUGCAGCCAGUCACAAAUAUGAGGAUAAUGAAGCGCAUCAGGGGGCUCGGAGGCAGCCCCGAGCAGUGGAAUAAAGAAAUAAUGACAGAAGUGCUUGAGGCUUAUGAAAUGACUGCCAAGGACACAGCGGGCCAAUACUCUGUUGGUGAUAACAUAACUUUGGCGGACGUUUGUCUGCUGCCAGCUGUCUGGAAUGCGCAGAGAUAUGGCGUUGAUCUUGACGCCUUUUCGAUAAUCACGAAGAUUAGUGAGAACUUGAGCAAGCAUCCGGCAAUCAUCAAGGCGCAUUGGCAAAACCAACCUGAUACCCCCGAAGAGCUGCGUGCUAAAUAA